UUCGUUAACAUAGGCCCAAAACAGGCCCAAAAUAUGAGCAGGACUUUAAAGCCCACAAUUUCCCUUUCGAUAAACCCGCUUUGAUCCAUUUAAAAACUCUCAUACAUCGGUUACCCUCCAAAUCGCCGGUGAGUUUUUGCCGCCGUUCCGUGGAAAUGGAUAAGGAGAAAUUAGAGGAAUUGAAGAUACAAAUGCAACAAUUGUUAAAUGAAGCCGAAGAGUUCAUCAAUAAUGUGCCUCCUAUUCAACUUUAUACUGCAAUUGGAGUUGUAUUAGUCACUCUCUUUUUGCUGUUGAUCAUUCGCCUGUUCAAGCGUACAGCAUCUAACACCAUUGUACUUACUGGGCUUAGUGGAAGCGGUAAAACAUAUCUUUUUUACCAGCUUAGAGAUGGUUCAGCCCAUCAGGGUACCGUGACGUCAAUGGAACCAAAUGAGGGCAGUUUUAUACUACACUCCGAGAAGGAGAAGAAAGGGAAAUUGAAGCCUGUUCACGUUGUUGAUGUCCCAGGGCACUCUCGUCUUCGUCCGAAACUAGAUGAGUUCCUGCCUCAAGCAGCUGGUGUUGUGUUUGUGGUGGAUUCCGUGGAAUUUUUACCAAACUGCCGUCCUGCUUCAGAGUACUUGUAUGAGAUCUUGACAAAGGCAAGUGUCGUCAAGAAAAAAGUUUCAGUACUCCUCCUUUGCAACAAGGUUGACAAAGUAACUGCACAUACAGCAGAAUUCAUCAGAAAACAGCUGGAGAAAGAAAUCGACAAGCUUCGUACAUCAAGAACUGCAGUAUCUGAUGCAGAUAUCUCAAAUGAAUAUACACUUGGUGUACCUGGAGAACCAUUUGCUUUUUCUCAAUGCCAUAACAGAGUAAUCGUUGCUGAAGCUUCUGGUUUGACCGGUGAAAUUUCUCAGCUGGAGAAAUUCAUUAGGGAGAAUGUGAAACCUUGAUUUCGAUAUUUCAAGUAAAGGGGUACCCGGUUUUACUUCUUUUCUGCAUUUUUUUUUUCGGUCCGGAAAACUCAUUAUACUAUCAGAAAUAUGGAGAAAAAACGUUAUCUUGAAGAACAUAUUCAAUGUAGGAUAGAACUUGAAGAGUUCUCUUUAUGUUUCAUUGUCAAUCCCCACCUAAACAUUAUGUUUGUUGUGCAAAGAAUAUGUCAUUGGAUUUGAUUA
Molecule: messenger RNA, 1166 nt
Organism: Capsicum annuum
Lineage: Eukaryota; Viridiplantae; Streptophyta; Magnoliopsida; Solanales; Solanaceae
Product: signal recognition particle receptor subunit beta
Exons: 7
Coding region: 156-941 (261 amino acids)
Biological process (GO): protein targeting to ER
Cellular component (GO): signal recognition particle receptor complex
Source: RefSeq, a predicted model, not a curated record